This is a messenger RNA of Monodelphis domestica (gray short-tailed opossum), 1181 nucleotides long. RefSeq names its product olfactory receptor 51L1-like. Gene Ontology annotation, cellular component: plasma membrane. Gene Ontology annotation, molecular function: G protein-coupled receptor activity; olfactory receptor activity. NCBI's taxonomy places the organism in Eukaryota, Metazoa, Chordata, Mammalia, Didelphimorphia, Didelphidae. The record is from RefSeq and is a predicted model, not a curated record. Gene Ontology annotation, biological process: G protein-coupled receptor signaling pathway.
AUUUUUUAACAUUAAUAUUCUUCUAGUGAAGUCAUCAGGAUGGGUUUCACAAAAUUCUGAGGUCUCUGAUGAUUUAGAGAUGAAAAGACAACACAGGUACAUUUUGCAAGAGAGUACAUAACAGAGAAACUGACACACUGACACACAAAGGCAAAUAAAGAUUGCUUGCUGGAAGUGGUAGUGAUGUUAAUGAUGAAGUAAUCCCGAUUAUUUCUCUGCAGAGACCCAGAACAUCCUCCUCUCCGAGAAUGGAUUCUUUCAACAACAGUGACUUUAGACCUUUGUUUCUGACUGGUUUUCCAGGCUUGGAGGCUUCACAUCCUCAGAUCUCUGUCCUCUUCUGUGUUCUCUACCUCAUUGCUAUCAUAGGGAAUAGUUUGAUCCUGGUGGUGGUGUGGCAAGAACAGUCACUGCAUGAGCCCAUGUACUAUUUCCUUUCCAUGUUAGUAGCCAGUGACCUCAGCCUCUGUGCCACUACCCUGCCCACCCUGCUCAAGCUCUUCUGGCUCAAUGCCCGUCAGAUUGCCUUUGAUUCUUGCCUGGUUCAGAUGUUCUUCAUCCAUGUCUUCUCUCUCAUGGAGUCAGGUAUCCUACUGACAAUGGCCUUUGAUCGAUAUGUAGCAAUAUCCAAUCCUCUCCAUUAUGCUACUAUCUUGACUAAUGCCACCAUUGUCAAGAUUGGCUUUGGUCUCAUGCUUCGGGCCACUGCAGUCAUUUUGCCAGGACCCUUCCUCAUCAAGAGACUCAAAUUCUGUAAGGCUAAUAUCCUUUCUCAUUCCUAUUGCCUUCACCCAGAUAUCAUCAAGCUCUCCUGCUCUGACCACCAUAUCAAUAGCAUCUAUGGCCUCAUCAUAGUCAUCAUUACUUUCGGUGUAGACUCUGUGCUUAUUCUUCUUUCCUACUUGAGAAUCCUGAUCACAGUGCUAGGUAUUGCCUCCCAUCAGGAGCAACUCAAAGCCCUCAAUACCUGUGUCUCCCACAUCUGUGCUGUCUUGCUUGUCUACAUCCCCAUGCUGGGAGUAUCCAUUAUCCACCGCUUUGGGAAGCAUGUCCCUCCUGUGGUUCACAUCAUCAUGGGCUAUGUUUACCUUCUGGUCCCACCUGUACUCAAUCCUGUUGUUUAUUGCAUCAAAACUCAUCAGAUCCGCACACGCAUUCUUAGGCUCUGGCAGACAAAAUAA